AACAGAGUUCAAGUUUAUGUUUUUUUUUAACUCUAUUAAGCUGGAAAUUACGUGUUGAUAGACCUGGACCACAGCUAGAUUUGUAUGUUUUGUUUAGUUUAGCAAUCAAUGGGCCUUAGGAUACCUUAUUAUUUGAGUUAAAUCAUAGAUCUUGAGAUAAAAAGUUGCAGUGGUCUAUAAAAUGGCGACCUUUUCGCAAUCCAUCAUUGAAAAGGGAUCUGAAAUGGUCCAAGACUUCUUGUGUUCGACCUGCGAAGAGGAGGAAUUGAAAGAAUCGGCUGAUUAUUAUUGCGAAUCUUGCGUAAAGUUUUACUGCCGAAAAUGUAUUCACAUGCACAGCCAGUUGUUUAAGAAACAUUGUCCUCAUGGAAGGAGUGAUAUGAAGAAAUGGCCUGUUGCCAAGAAGGUGGAAGAUUUCCUUUUAAAAUGUGAUGUUCAUAAGGAAGAAAACUUGGUUAUGUUUUGCGAAGACCAUAGCCAGCUGUGCUGCAAUAAUUGUGCUUUCCUUAAUCACAGGCAAUGCAAAACGGUAAUGCUUUUAUCAGACUUGGUAAAAAUUACCUCUACAGACCUCAAUCAAGUAUCAGUAACUAUACAAACUACUCUGGCAGAACUGAAGAAGAUUCAAAACAUUCAGGAGGCUAACAUUCAGUCAGUGCGAAUUUCAUAUUAUGAGCAGUUACACAAAAUACAGGAAACUCGGCAUAAAAUACUUGCAGCCUUAGACAUGCUUGAAAAGAAGACACUGCAGGAAAUGAAAGAUACACUGACCAAACUGCAAGCCCCUCUUAAAAGUGAUGUCGACAAAUGUUCCACUCUUCAAGAUGAAUUAAAACAACUUGGAGAUGCUAUUCAGGACAUAAGUGAUAAAAGCAAACAAGAACUAUCUCUUUUAGCCUGCAUUAAAAGCAAGGACAAAAUACAGCAGUUUGAAAACUAUCAAAAGAAGAACUUUGGUCAAGUAAAAUCUUCAAUAACUUUCCAGUUUAAUAGUGGACUUGUGCAGUACCUUUCCAAGUUGUCAGGUCUUGGGGAGAUUAAACACAAUGCCCAGUCAUUGACUGCAGUGGGAAAUGCAGACCAAAUCAUAAGGAUUGAUGUGAAGCCUGAGUAUGAUGUUGGCCUACCAGGAGAUGAACCUUGUAUUAUAGCAGACAUAUGUGUUCUCCCUAGUGGACAAGUCAUUGUUGUAGACAGCAAAAAUAAGAAAGUCAAGCUGCUAAACCAGCAGUACCAGGUUGUGAGUCACUGUAGUGUAUCUGAUAAGCCACUGAGCAUAUGUCAAAUCACACCCAGUGAGGUUGGUGUUACUGUUGGUGCAGAGGUCCAGUUUAUCAAAGUGAACAACAACCAGCUGGUGAAAGACAGAAAGCUCAAGUUUCAACAUAGCUGUUACAGUAUUUCCUUCCAAAAGGGAGACCUGUUUUUAACCUCUGGUACUGUGCUGUACAUGUACUCCCUGGAUGGUAAACUAGUCAGCAAACUUCACGAGGAUUACUCAGAAAGAUGGACAGUAGCCCGCUGUGCAUUGAGCCCUACAGGUGACAAGUUGUACGUCAUAAACUCCCCCCAGCACAAGCUCCUCACCCUGGCCAGGGAUGGAUCAGUCCUUGCCACCUUCAUGGACCCUGAAUUAAAAUGGCCAAUAUGUGUACAUGUGACACAUGCAGGCCAGGUGCUGGUAUGUGGACUGGCUUCCAAUACUAUCCUACAGAUUGACAGUAAGGAUAGUAGGAAGCUGGCCACUCUGGCUACAACAAGGGAUGGGAUUCAGGAACCACAUUCAGUCUGCUACAACAGCAAUACUGACUCUAUUAUUGUGGGACAGCGGAACAACAGAAAGAUACUGGUGUACAAAGUGAAAUAGCUUAUCAUUCUUGUAUCUGAUAUGUGUGAUCAUAAGUUAUAAACAAUAAAUAUAGCUGUUACUGUAUGUCAGUAAGGGCUAUGCCACAAAUAUAUUAUAUGUGUAUUGUGAAGUAAUCAUUGAUAUAAAUGACAAUAGCUGUUUGUGUAAUAGUUUUAUGUGACAAUUAUUCAAUUAUUUUGAAAUAUGGAUACUUAUAAUUUCUCAAUAUCAUGUUAUCACUCUUCAUGUUUUUAGAAUGUGAUAGAUGUUUUUCAAUGAGUUGAUUAAUUGAUUUAUUUGCUCUUCCAAGUGGCUUAAGUUUCGUCAAUGGAAGACUAAUUGAUGGAUAAUAAUAGCCAAUAUGUUGUCAUUAAUAGAUAGUUUUCACAUUAAAACUAAUUGUAAAUACAUUGUUGUUUUUGAAGAGUUUGAAUGAUUGUUUUUCAUCAUUUGGCACUUGCUUUGCUUGUCAUAAUUGUGUACAUAGCCUCUAGAUGAUAUAUAGAGAAUAAAAGGUCACUGCCUGUUUAUUUCGUAAUAUAUAUCAGGCGAAGAUGAUAAUAAAAUAACAUCAAGGUUAAGACAGUAAUUGGUUUUUUUGUUUAAAUCAUACCUUUACGUCUCCAUUUUAAAAGUAAUAAUACAAUAUUAUUGCUUCGACGUUAAAUUUUUAAGGAGGAUGAGUGUGAUUUUUGACGUUUGACUUGUUAAUAAUGACUUCAUGAGCACUUGCGCUUAAUACUUGUAAAAUAUGUGUUUUGCUGUGUUUGUAAAUGUAUGUGUCUGAAUAUAUUACAUCUUGGUAUCACAUUGUUUGUUUUGAUGAAUAUAAUU
This is a messenger RNA of Dreissena polymorpha, 2683 nucleotides long. RefSeq lists its product as uncharacterized. Lineage: Eukaryota; Metazoa; Mollusca; Bivalvia; Myida; Dreissenidae. The coding region runs from base 182 to 1867 and encodes 561 amino acids. The record is from RefSeq and is a predicted model, not a curated record. The transcript is spliced from 3 exons. Gene Ontology annotation, molecular function: protein binding; zinc ion binding.